AUGUGGCAUCCAAGAAUGGGCUCUUCAUUAUUUUGGUAUGACAAUUGGACAGGGCUGAGGGCUCUCUAUUUCCUGGUUCCACAAGACUUUGGUGUAGAUGAAUCGGUGCACAAUGCAUGGGAGGUGGUUGAUAGAGAAGGGUGGGAUGCAGAAAGAUUGGUCGAACUGUUACCAGAGGAAUUUGUAGAACACAUCUUACAGAACAUCAAGCCUCCUACUGCACAAAGAGUGCUUGAUGUACCCUGUUGGAUGCUGGAACCUAGAGGAUAUUUCAGUGUUAAAACAGCCUGGGACUAUUUGAGAAGAAGAGCUGAGCCAAUGAAUGCAUUCAAGAUGAUAUGGGUGAAUGGAUUGCCCUUUAAAAUUGCAUUCUUCAUGUGGAAGGUGUGGAGAAACAAGUUGCCACUUGAUGACUUCUUCAGAAGGCUGGGGUAUUUAAUGGCAUCCAAGUGCUGGUGUUGUGCAGAACCAAAGGAGGAGACUACACGGCAUUUAUUCUUCACCUCAUAUGCAGCAAACAAAGUGUGGAAGUACUAUCUUGGACAUGCAGGCAUUGCAGUGGAAGGACUCACAUUGCAUCAAGUCAUUGUAAAGUGUUGGACUGCAGAUGUUGUACCUAGAUUGAAACCAAUUAUGCAAGCCUUGCCAUCAGUAAUCGUUUGGGAACUAUGGAAGAGAAGAAAUAGUUACAAGUAUGGGGAUGCAGUUACCAUCAAUACAGUGGUCUAUCAAAUUUCAAAUACCUUGCACUCUCUAAUCAAGGUAAGAAAGCCAGGAGUUCAGCAGGUACCUCACAGGAGCUCUAUUGGAUUUGUCCUUAGAAAUGAAGAGGGGGAUGUUCUGUAUGCAUGUGGCAAGGAAAUACAUGAAGGUUCUAAUUCAGUUGCUGAAGCAAAGGCUAUCUAUGAAGUAAUGCAGUACUGUGUGCAACAGGACUAUGUGCUGAUAGAUUUGCACACAGAUUCAAUGCUCUUAAAGAAGGCAAUAACUGGAGAAUGGAAGCCACCAUGGGUAAUAGAAACAAUGGUGGAGGAAAUUAGACAACUGAUGAAUUGA
This is a messenger RNA of Nicotiana attenuata, 1056 nucleotides long. RefSeq lists its product as uncharacterized. The transcript is spliced from 2 exons. The coding region runs from base 1 to 1056 and encodes 351 amino acids. Gene Ontology annotation, molecular function: RNA-DNA hybrid ribonuclease activity; nucleic acid binding. The record is from RefSeq and is a predicted model, not a curated record. Lineage: Eukaryota; Viridiplantae; Streptophyta; Magnoliopsida; Solanales; Solanaceae.